UCAGAGCUUUUCUUUGUGCCUCCUUAGCCCACCAGCAGGCUCAGCCAUCUCAGCAUCACCCUCCUCUGAUCCACGCUUGGCAUGUCAGCUUCCAAUACAUCUCAGACAUGCAAGGAUUACACCUUCAACCACCACCUCCUCCUGCCUGGCUACAUCUUGAUAUUCAUUACGGGUUUGAUGCUGAAUGUGAUGGCCCUAUGGAUAUUCAUCCGCUACCUGCGCCUGAAGUCUGUAGUGAUGAUCUACAUGUUCAACCUGGCCAUGAGCGACCUCACCUUCACACUCCCUCUGCCACUGCGCCUCUACUACUAUUCUAACCACCACUGGCCUUUUGGUAACACCCUGUGCCAGGUCUCUGGCUCUGUCUUCCAGAUCAACAUGUAUGGUAGCUGCCUCUUCCUCAUGUGCAUCAAUCUGGAUCGCUAUGUUGCCAUUGUCCACCCACUUCGCUGGCGGCACCUGCGGCGCCCCAAGGUGGCCAAGCUUCUUUGCCUGAUUGUCUGGGUUCUAAUCUUCACAGGCUCCAUCCCCACAGCCAUAGUCCACAAGCAAAACCACUGUGAGGCACAGAACAAGACCAUUUAUCUGUGCUUUGAAAGCUUUAGUGACAACAUUUGGCAGAAUAACCUCUUCCCCCUAGUUGUCUUGGCUGAAAUCUUAGGGUUCUUGCCUCUCAGCUCUGUGACAUACUGCUCGAUUCGGAUUUUUAAAAAGCUCUACCAGAACAGCCAGACGAAGACCCUGCGACAGCAGAAGACGGUCCGUCUCCUGUUGGUCAAUCUGGUCAUCUUCAUCAUCUGCUUUGUGCCCUACAACACUACGCUGGCAGUCUAUGGGAUGAUAAAGGCCCAGGUGAUUAAGGUUGAGAAAGAAACAAAGGCCUCUGUCCGCCAAGUGUUAAUUACGACAAUGCUGUUGGCCAGCAUGAAUUGCACACUGGACCCCUUGAUCUACUACUUCAGUACUGAGGGUUUCCGUAACACCUUUAAGAAAUUGCGGCGGGGACAAGCCUGGGACUCAGAUACAGUAGUGCUUAAGAAUCAAGUUGUGGAGAAUAAGCCAACCCGAGACAAUGCUGUCUCAAAAGUAAAACAGUUCCCAACUGAAAACUUUAUCCAUCCAGUGAUCUGGCCACCACUUCCUACUGCAGUAUUUUUGAAUGGCCCUAUUGAGGACUCAGAAAUAUAAGCACAGAAAAGUCAUACCAUUGCAGAGUCACCCUUAUCAAUAAUUACAGCUCAGGUAACUUAGCAAACUGUUUGAGGGAGCACAGCAGACUGUGUGUGUAUGUGGGUGAAGGUGAUGAUACAAACCUGAAGGAUGAAAGGCUGUUUUGAAUAAACAGAGAUGUCUUGGUGACAUGUGCUGAUGCAAAACCUGAAG
Strigops habroptila (Kakapo) is the source of this 1383-nucleotide messenger RNA. RefSeq names its product lysophosphatidic acid receptor 5 (gene LPAR5). Gene Ontology annotation, biological process: behavioral response to pain; G protein-coupled receptor signaling pathway. Gene Ontology annotation, molecular function: G protein-coupled receptor activity. Gene Ontology annotation, cellular component: membrane. The record is from RefSeq and is a predicted model, not a curated record. Lineage: Eukaryota; Metazoa; Chordata; Aves; Psittaciformes; Psittacidae.